Xyrichtys novacula (pearly razorfish) is the source of this 37437-nucleotide messenger RNA. The record is from the annotation of a GenBank genome assembly. Lineage: Eukaryota; Metazoa; Chordata; Actinopteri; Labriformes; Labridae.
CUCCGCGAAAGGGUGUGCGUUUUGAAGGUUGUAUGAAGCUAAACACCACAACAGAACGACUCACUCCUCACUUGGUUGGACAACCCGGGACAAAACCCUUUGAAGCUGAGGCGGAGCACACCUCAGGUCUUCCCUCAUCCUCCCUCUGGAGCGGAGACCCCGACCAAGGUCUUGUCCUCCCGGGUACACGCGGUGGAAAUGCGGCAUACGCGGACAAUUACACCUGAAAGUUUAAAUACAUAUGGUACACGGCAAAAUGCAAUGUGGCAGCUUUGUGGCUUCUCUUCAAGGUCAGUGUCUGAACGCCGCCGCCUCACGGACGAGUGUCUUGGGCAGUGAGGAGGAAGACGAGGCGUGGAGGGGAUGCCGCUGUGUCUCGCUCGCCUCCAGCAUCAACAGUGACAUCUUUCACCGACGGGGACACUGGUAGCCGCUGUCGGAAAACUUGUGAAACACCGCAGUGAAAACAUUUAGGAGAAGUUUGACAUUUACAGCACUCCUGUUUUUGUUGGUGUGUAAAGAAAGUCAGUCCAGCAUUCUGACAUUUCCUGCUUUCUUUCACCCGACCGCCCUGUUGUUGUUAAGACGGUUUUACCUGUGCUACAAAAACGACUGAAGCCUGGCUAACUGACAAAAUGGAUGUUGAGUUCGGUUUGAAUUAGUAGAACCGACCGUUGGUGACGGUUGUGUUCGACGGUUUGUUCCAGCGUUACGAAGUUUAAACCGGCUCAGCCCUGAACAACUUUUCAUGAACUCGCUUUCUUUAAUUUUCUCCUUCGUCUGAAGUUAGUUUUUGUUUCUCAAAAUGCCUUCGGGGGCAGGUUCACACAACCCAGCCGGUAUCGGGAGGAGUUUGCCGGAGCGGGGGCUUCUCCUGCUGAUGGUGUUGGUGUUUCUGGAGGGCUCCGUGCUUCCUCUCGGAGCUGCCAGCUCUCCGGAUAUCAGACACCAGGAAAAUGUAGACAAUCACAAAGCCGCAGACCCAGGACACAACUUCACUAAAAAGGCCUUUCCUGUGCUCGACCUCGACUACAAACACAUACAGACUCCCUUUGAAAUCUCACUAUGGGUGCUGCUAGCUUCUUUAAUGAAAUUAGGUGAGUAUCAUAGAGAAAAGUCACGUCGCUUCUGUGUUGUGUUAAUGUUGCUCUACCAGGAAAUGCUAGCUCUGGGUUGGGUUAUGUGGCCUCUACUACAGGUGUUGUUAAGCAGGUAUAUGAUGUCAGUUGUACUGAUGCACCAUUUACCUCCAUAUCAAAACAAACAGUCUAUUUUUAGAUCCUAGCCACAUGCAAAAUAAGAGGACAGUGAUACAGGGGAGUGUGUAUUAAUCAGAUCAGUAGAGAUAUCCCCUCUGAGAUCAUCCUCAAAUAUUUAGGCUGUGUCAUGAAUCAGAUUACAUGCAUGCAAAUAUGUCCACUCACAGGCCUGCAAUGACUGACAGCUACUAUCUGGCCUCAAGGUUGACAUGGCUGCUCUUUUCUGUUUACUAAUUCGAGCUGCUCUUGGUAUGCUGCUGAUACUACAAGCUUGACCAGAAUGCCUUAAUUUGAUUAUUGAGUCAAGAGAAAAUCUAUCAUCAUGUUGGCACAGAUUACUCAUCAGAUCUGUAAGCGUCACAUGGGGGGGUCUUUUGCUGGGUUUGUACUAUCUCUGUGCUUCAGUGAUGACUAAGCAGCUUGAUGCAGCAGUCUGGAUUUUGGACAGCAACCAUUAUGUUGCAAGAUUUCAUCACAGGGGAACCUCCUGUUCUGUCGCACCGUUUUGUGUUAGUAAAGCUUUGCAGCAUUGUCAUAAAGGAUGCAAACUCAUGGAGAGCCAUUUUGGGAUUUUAACUGAAGACGGCUGAAACACUUUUGAAAAGCUCUCCCUCUGUUGCUGUACUGUUUCAUUUUCCUCUCUUUGUUGAAUCAUAACUCCCAUCAGUCCUCUCCUUGCUUUGUGCUCUCCACAGAUAACUGCUUUUGUCCUCCCCUGUUGCAUUUCAUUAAGAGACAGCAGCUUGUCAAGUUGCCUGCGGCAUCAGGGGCCCAGUGGACAGGAUAGGAUGCUUCUUGGCUAUUUUGGCAAGAAGCCUAGUUAAAGAGAGACCACCUGGCUCUGAUGGCUUUCUGUUUGGACACAGCUCAAGGGCAUGGUUUGGAAAUGAGAGGUAAGGGUAAGGAGAGAGCUAGAGAAAUGAUGGAAGUGUGGCAAACAGACGGAAGGCAGAAAUAAGUGAGCUGACACCAGCAGAAGCAGACAAUGGUGACCUUAAGCCCUCUGAUUAUCCCCUGACUGCUGUAAAUGGGUUGCGGAUAAUUCAGUGUGUCUGCUGCUACACUGCUCAUAGUUGGACCAGCGUCUGAUUCAUGCUCACAGUCGGUUCUAAUAGCUUAGGAGCCUGAGAAAGCGUCAUCAGUCCAUUUAUCUCCCAAGCAGCACUGUCUCUGAGAAUGGUGCCUUCUUGACCUUAUUUUAAGAGACUUUUUUUUUCUUGAACUGGUUGUACCCGGUGCGAACACUUUCUAUUUAAAUCACAGUUUAGUGGAUGUUACCCACUCUGUGUGGUUUAGCCUUGAGUCGAUGACACAUUCUCUCCUUUGGCUCCAAUAAUUGGGCUAUUUACCAAAAUUACACAGGCAGAAACAUUCAUUUUUAACCCUUAUGAGACUGUUAGUGACACUGAAAGCUUGGUAAACAAUCAUCGUGAAAUAAUAAAGAGUUUUGACCCUGCGUUCAGAGGAAGGGUGUGUUUGAAAAGAUCCGUUAAGUCAUAAUCAAGACGAAUUAGCCUCUAUCUCGCCAGGGAUCUGAAUGACUUUGCCCCACAUCCAUUGUGUGGGUUGUUGUAUCCCAAGAGGCACUCAUAAACAAGACAGUUGAACAACAAUGAGAACACUGUAGGGAAGGUUGUAAUGUUUACAGCUACUUCAAACACACCCGGCACUCGCUUCAAGAUUGACCUUCCUGUUAGAUUAGCCCUGAUAGUAUUUCAUAGUAACACACGAGAAGGAGAUGAGACACACUUUCUGGUACUCUGCGUUUGUGGCCGUGAAGCCCCUCCCUCCAAGGAGUCUCCUUGUAACGUGUCUGACAAGUCCAGUUAGUCUCACCUUCCAUUUAUUAUUCACAACUGGGCAAACAGUUUGAAGACAUGGUGUGUGUUACUGCAGGAUGAAAACUGCUCAUCAUUACUCACAAGGGAGCUUUUGUUUGACUACAGUUUUAGCCAUAAAAGGAGUUAGAAAGCAACUUAAAUCUACUAAACGGAGUCAAAGUGAAGUGAAAAUUGUCUGUUUUUUCAAUUUGUUUGGUAAUAUAGAGUUAUUCAAAACACUGCAGACUAGGAAAGCAUAUUUGGCCAAACUUUUCGGACACUGUUCAUCAGAUUCAGUCCAGUCCAAAUGCAUUUAAAAAUCACAUUUAAAAACAAUCAAACAUUCAUAAAAUAGCCUAAUACACGUGAUGAAACAGAGGCUUCAUGUUGCUGGAUUCUGACAUAAAAAUGAAAAGGAUUUGAUACAGCAGAAGCAUUUGAGUCACGAGGAUCCUCUUAGAAGUGCUGAAUUUUUAUUACUGUUUGUAGAAGAUAUUUUGGUAGUGCAAAUAUAGAACUGAACUAGCUGGUACCAGGCAUGCUUUCUUCAUUGUAACCAGGCUUUCUUGACAAUCACAGACAAGCACUUAAAGUUGGUGGGAAAAACUGUGUGGUUAUGCAGAUGUUCAAAGAGCAGUCAGGUCAUUUGUCAUGUUGUGCUUUUGCAGUCUACUUCCCAUUUAAUUUCCUGCUAGAUGUCACGUUUGGGUCUGUUUUUUUUUUUUAUAAACAGCUGUAUUUGCACAACUUUUAAGCUGCUGUUUGAGAAGAUCUUUUUCUUUGAGGACAAUUGAGCUAUCUAUCUGUUUAGACAGCAGGAAGGGACAUUAUUGGGAAGGCAGAUGACUGCUGUACGUUCAUUCAUUCUGGGGUCAUUCUGGGUUCAGCCACAGCCGUGACUACGAGCGUGCACACUAUGAAACCGUGCGCUGAUAAAAAUGUCUUUCAGUCUUUGUUGUACUGUAAGAUAUGACACACAUUCAGGUAACUGAAGCAAACCUAGAGUGAUAGUUGGAAUAUGAAAAUGUAUUGUCAGCAGCUGGUAAUUAUUGAGUUUUUGUGCCAACUCCUUUUACUGGCUCUGAUUUUUACACCUGAGGAUUUAAUUACCUGUUGUUCAUGUUUUGACUUGUAAUAAUGAACUCUAAUCUGCAGUUUGGGAUCAAGAGUCAAACUGCUCGGUCUAAUUUUCUCAAAGCCAUUAUGUCUUGAUUAAAACUAUUCAAGGAGGCUGCAGCUAUCUAGCUUGAUUGUUUACCAGGUCAGUGCUCCUCUAAGGGACCUGCCCUUAUCUUUUGUAAAUAAUCGAUGACAGAGACAUUUAUCUGUAUCAAAGGGCUGACCUACAAACCACCUGUGUAUGUAGUCAGUCUUUAGGAGUACCCAUCCCAUUAUGUCUCUUCUGCUGCCCUCACUUCAUUUUCUUAAACUAAUAAACCCCUCUUUUUUGAUGAAAUUGAAACUUGGAACAGCAUCCUAGAUUUAUUAUUAGAUUGCAGACUGUGUACAACAACGUCUGACCGUACUUAGAUAAGACACACGACUCUCAGCGGUUUAAUGAAUUCAUUUGUUGUCACAGAGUCCAAAGUUGUAGGAACGGGCAAACCCAUUAAGAAUCAUCAACUUUUAGUGUCGUCUUUAUCUUUCAAGUCUUGGUGGGAAAGUUUCCAGGUACAUCAUUAGGUAGUCCACCCUUGGCAAAGCUUCACUGUGUCACAAGCUAUAAACAUCUUUUAUGGUGUUCUAUCUAUUUUCAGGCUUUGUUGAACACAUUCUUAUAGAAAAAAUGACAAUGCUCAUUAGGGCUGGGCGAUAAACCAGACAAUAACGAACGUAUAUAACGAAAAAAAAUAACGAAAGAUGCUUACCUACAUCAGAAACGUGACGCCACCCCAUUCAGUCCGUAACAAAGAGGGAAAGACAGGUGAGGAGAUGGAGGAUGGUUCAAAAGUUGUAGCAGGUAAAAAGGCGGCUGAAGUAGUUGAAGUUAAUUUGGGAGGGGGUGAGCAGCUUGUGGAGUAGUAUCGAAGUGAACAGCUCAAUAUAUCGUGAUAUUGAUUUGAGGACAUAUCGCCCAGCCCUACUUUACUCUGUACAGUUACUCCACAUCAACAUGUGGACUCUACAGAGCCUGAGUAGAGCUGCGUUUCUAAGACACUCGAUACUGUCACUGGGUUGUACUCCUUUCAGUCGUUACAGCUGGAGAUGUUCCUGUGAGAUACUAAAGGUUCUGUUGCAUGAAAAUGUAACCCAAAGGAGAAUACCUAUCCUUCUUGUACUGACAUGCAGAUACGUCAGGAAGCUCACCAGCAGCAUUGCAUUAUUAAUCGUUUUAUCCAACAGUUGUCUUGUGAAAGCGAUUUCAAGAACAUUAGUUUGUCUCAUACACUCAAAUGAUGACUCACAGCCACUUGUUCUCUGGAAGUUGCGUCAAUUCAACUUAAUGUGGUGACCUUCCUGUGACAAUCAGUAUGUUAGGGUCAGGCCAUAUUUAAAAUAUUGGUUUGCAGAAGGGGAAACGAAUGAAGUGACUUUCGGAAUGUUUUUUUCCCUCCACUGCCGGCUUAAACCAGCAGAUUUGGGUACCAGGGAUGUGCAAUUAGUCACCUGGCAACAGGACACAGCUCCUGAUCGUGUGGAACAAGUCACAGGCUGUGCUGACACUCGAUGCACGGACUAGAAGUGAAAGAGCCGUUACCCUUUGUUGGUUUUUAAUAACCUUGCUGCAUUUAGGCUCUCAGGGAGGGCGUGCAGCAAGGAAGGACACAGCGGCUGUCUUUUAUUGACAAGCAGCCAGUAUGAACAGGCUUAUCUCACAGUUCAAAACUCCACCCUCGUGAUAGCCUACAUGAUGUCUUCUUUCAUACACUCAGUCCACUUCACAUUUAUCUAUCUUAUACAUACGCCUUGACAACACUUCUACUCGUAUGCCAUAGGUUACUCUUUGAACUCCCCAGCCCUACUUUUCCUUAUCUUAUCUACAGUGCUUUGGCUCUUCACUUGAUGAGCACUGAGGCCAUAAUUGAAGUCAUGCAGGACAGAUUUAAGAAUGUGUGAACUGUCACCACUUAGUCUUGGCUGGAAGUUUCAGGCUCUGCUGAGCCUCUUUGUCCCCAAGUCCCAGACCUGCUGAGAGCUCUUUGUUCCUUUACAUUGUGAAGGCUUAGUAUCGAUGCAGAAAUGGCUUUUUGUCUCUUUCUCUUCCUGAUUCGUCAGCAUGCACAGUCUGCUCUUGUCCCUUCUGGUCACCCUUGAAUGAUAAUGGGUCAUUUAGUGAGUCAUUAUUGCAUCCAGUGUUUAGUUUGCCACCGCUGGAGGCUCCAGCUGUAAUGCGUUUAGUCCGUUCAGUUGUGACCUUUCCUGAAGAGCGACAAGCCUGCCGGUCUGGUAUUGAAGGUUUUUUAUAAAUGGCAAUCUUUGCAGAGAGAUUCCAAUAGUUGAGCAAUGUUCUGUCUUAGAGUUCCAAAACAUGCAUGUGGAUUCUUAUAGUAAAAAGUGAUGUACAAUUCAAGUCAAUAACAUUAUAGCAAAGAGACAGAAAUUCUUAUUGUAGUCCUAACUUAUGUUUUCUGAACGUUUUACCCCUUUGUACGGCUGGGUGAUAUGGCCUCAAAUCAAUAUCAUAAUAUAUUGACCUUGAUAAUGAUAAAUGGACGAUAACUACUCCCCCUCCCACGUUAACUUCGUCUACUUAAGCCGCCACUCCAGCCGCUACAACUUUUGAACUGUCCUCCAUCUCCUCACCUGUAUUUCCCUCCUUGUCAAAGACUAGAUGGGGUGGAGUCACGUCUCUGACAGCGUCUUAAAGGGACAUGAGACCAUAGCCUACCAACACACAUCCAAAACCAGCUUUUAUUUCUUUAUUUUUUUUUACACUGAAUGUACCGAUAUGGGCAAAGUGACGUUGGUUAUUGUUUUCAAUUUAUGUAUUAGUAAAUUUUCAGUUUAUCACCCAGCCCUACCCCUUAGUUAUGUAAACCAUAGAUUUUUUUCCUCAUUUUGGAAAAUACUGCAUUAUUUCAAAACAAAACUUUGUUAAACAUGAAGAAAUUUGCCGAAGUGCACGUAGGAAAUGUCAAUAUGCCGUACAGUUAUUCCAAGAUCAGUUUGAUCCAGUGGUCCCUGGUUGAUGUGAGAGCAUUUGCACUCUUCAGGAGCUCCAGUUUGUUUGCUUGCUCUGGUUAAUAUAAAUCCUAAAUGCAUGGCUGUCGCCUCUUGCAGCUGUAAGAUAUAUCAAACAUACCAACCAGUGGGCGUCCCUCAGUUCUGAAGUGAUUUACACGCUCUAAAGUAGUGCUCUGCCAGCUUUUGUGAUACAGUGUCCCGCCGACAUCAGUCUGAUUAGCUGCGUCUUUAUGCUAAGCUUGUAAGUGGGAGCUCAAACUCAAAGUGCUCUCAUGAAAAUUAAAGUACAUAUUACCUUUCACUUAUCAUCUGAGCUGUGCUUUUCAUUUUUUAAAAUGUAAGGUCGCACUCAGAAGCACUGCCUUUAUCUGCCACAGCAGCUUAAAUAAAGAGUACCAAAUGAGUGUACGCUAAAAAAAGUAACUAAUGAUUAUUCCUCUUUGAAAGACGGGUUUAUAGCAUUAUCUUAAAUGGACUGUGUCCCUGAAGUAGCUAAAACUCAACUGUGUUAGUAUAGAUUAGAAAAUUCUAUAUGAUACUGAACUGUGAUAAAACGUCAUCUUUUAUUUGGUAGAACAUACGGACUCUCGAUUUAGUCUUUCUAUGUGUUUUUUUAUCGCUUGAUUAAGUUUUAAAUGCCAGCCUAUUGUGGCCUUUUUAUGGAUCAUGAAUUAUAGAGUGAAAGCUGUGGGCCAAAGACCCCCUUACGCUCAGGUUCAUUACUUAAUGCCACACGGAAGACGACUUUGCACAAGGGAUCAUGGGAGUCCUUGUCUUCUAUUAAUAACCCUACUUGGUGCCCCCCAUGUUGUCCUCUGGAUUCAGUUUUACAAGUUUCUCUCAGGAGGACUUUGAAGUUCUGUCAUGAGAAAAAGAAAACUGUUCAUGUGACCAGAGGGCCUCCCUGUCAGCAACCCAAAACCUGAACUGCUCAGUAAAGCAGUACACAGGAGAUUAAGUUUGCUGAAGUUGGCGUCUACAAGGUUCAAAGUUCGGCUGAAUGAAUCUGUGAAACCCCGUCUCGCUGUCUCAUAGUUCUCCUUGUGAGCAUGCUGGAAAUCAACAUGUGUUUUGAGUCCAGUUGCUUAUUUAAAUUAGGUUAUAAAGAGCAUUCCAUUCUCUGUGAUUUUCCAUGCACAAGCUAUAGGCAUGAGACUCACUCAGCUAUAAGACACGAUUGCAGAGUUUCUGCAACCUUUUCCAGUGUCUUCAGGUUCUCCUGGCUGUAUCGCUGUGCUGCCAUUCGGCCUGAUAUCAUACUUACACGUGAUGUUUACCCAGAAAUGUCAAGCAUAAGACCCCUCGGGAUCUGUGAAAGUAAAUAGUCUUUGUUUGCAGACCUCAUUUCUGGGAUCCCAGUAUUCCUUGGUGUAUGCACUGCCAUCUGCAGCCUGCUAUUAACUUGCAACUGGUUAAGCAUGUUGGUUUUCUACUGAAGACAAUGCUUCAUGCCUUAUUAGUAGACAUAUGUUGUGUGCUAACAUGGAGUGUUACUGGAUCAAGGUUGAUAAUAGGUUAUGUUUCUUUGUAGAGCCUCUCAGCAUCUGUUCUUUGUCUGAUAUACCUUUCACAGUUGCAGUGAUAUCAUAAGUGUUUUCAGUGGCACAGAUGCAGAAAAAGGUGUAAUGCAGAAAUCAGGGCUUGGGAUGAGUUGGAGCUGGUGUCAUCAAAUAUAUCAUCCAGGAGGUGGUCUCAGAAGUCUCUAGUAUUUAUUCCUCAUUUGGCUAUAAUCAACCAAAGAAAUUCUUGGUCGACUGAAACCCUGAAAUUUUUGACCAAAAAUCGACUAAGGUGGGCUCAGUGAGGUGAAAAUAUACUGAUAUCAGCACAAGAAGGCAGUUAAACAUCUGUUUCCCGACUUCUAUUUUAGAAAAAUUCUGCCACACUGCUGAUGUCUUUGACAUGGAUGGUAGAGGAGGACUCACAUGAAAGUUGAAACGCUUAAAACAUAACCACCGGACCCGGGUUUUUUUUUGUUUUUAUUUUUGUAGGAUGGUAGGUGAAGGUCCCGCCCUCCUUCACCUCUGAUUGGCUAGAAGUGCUGGGCUCCGAUUGGUUAUUCCUUAUGGCUGUGAAACCUCAUCGUCUCUCGGGUUAGGGUUCGGAUUAGGAGACUCAGAAGUGCGAUAAUGUUUUGUAAUGUUCUGUUCGAUGUACAGAGCCGACAGCCCAGGUUUGGCUUGAGCGUGUGAUGAUGUUUCCAGCUUUUCUAGCCAAUCAGAGGCGAAGGAGGCUCUGAAAACAGCCCCAUUAGCACUUUGUACGUUCCUACUGAUGAAAUUAACCAUAGACUGUAAACUGACACGGAAAAAAUCAAGCUGGUACCUUCCACACUUAUAGUCUAGUUGCGUUUAAUACUCUUUAAGCCUUCGUAGAGAUUCAGGAUCUGUGAACAUGAGUUGUUAGUACUAUCUCACCUUCAGUCUUCUUAAACCCUUUAUCUUGUCUUGUGAAGAGGUAUUGUACUUCUGUCAAUCUCAGACCUAGCUGUGGAAUUUACAUCCUGUUCGCCACAGAAACUUUCCAGGGGAGACACAAAGUUUCUGUUGCGCCUAUCAAAGAAUAUCUCUGUUAACCCACCAGGCCUCCUUGGAGUUGUGGGUGUCGCCUGUUUUCUAAUAAAGUGCUCUGGGAGGGAAGAGCGCUCAGCCUCUGACAUCUCAUUGUGGGGAAAUUAGGUCUCCACAGAGCGUUUAAAAGGAAGGCUUCCUCGCUGUCUCUCCUCAGAGCAUGCAGCUGGAUAAUCCACAGACAUGCACUUGUUGAGCUUGUGCACUGAAACACUAAUACUGUUGUCUUUACCCCUCCCCCCCUUUCUUCAGAUGUGUGAGAUUUUUAAAUUUAGCUGCUAAUUUUUCACACGCUGUGAGGCUGUCAAAUGAUAAGAUGUAGGACCCACAUUACUUCAGAUAAUGACGUGCAUUUUGUCUCUAAUUUGAUGCAACAGUUUUGUUUACUUUCAUUAUUAGUUCUUGUUUACUAGUGAGCAUUUGUGCAACAUCUGGCAAUUACACAACAUUAGGUUCAGCUUGCUGUGAAUAUUAAUCAUUAUAGCUCUUCUGUCAUCCUCCCUGUGCAAACUGGAGCCAGCCUGAGCAGCUCACCUGCAGGCCCGCUCGAUCUCUCCUCACGAAGCGAGCGCAUCCCUGUGGUUAACGUGCCAGAUGGUCCUUUUUUGUACAUAUUUUGCUUAUUGAUUGUUUAUAAUGCGCAGCCUUGGGUGCUUUAAUUCGAGCCCCCGACUGUUUCACGGCUUAUUAUUUCUGUGCAAACGCGUCUCACAAUUCGAAACAGAAAUUAUAGGGGUGGGUGGACUUAACAAUUCCAUGAAAAAGCUGCAGCUCGGGUCUGAUAUGAAAAACAUCUUGUUGACACGGCCCAAUUAACCCGUCAAACCCUCUGAUUCAGCCUGUUAUACAAACACCCACACUGAGGGUUUUUGUGCCACUCACAGGAGCAUUAAUUCCUCAUGAGGCAUGUCAAAUUGGGUUGAAUCAUCGGUUAUUUUACACUCAUGGCUAAAAACAACAAAUCCAGGUCCUGCUCACUAUGAUAACAUCUAAUUGUAUGAUCAUAUUAUCUCCCUCUAUAAGAGUCCUCUUUCCACAUGAGCAUGUAACCAUAUCUGUUUCAUACGCCUGUCUGUGUGCGUUUGUUAAUGUCAGUAUACAGUAUAAUGUCAUCAGCUGGUGCAGUGCAAUGUUUACAGUAAAUAUAGCCACGGAAGAUUUCAUGCUAUAUGACACAUGCUAUAACUCUUUGAAGUACUUGUUGACUAUUUCUGCACAGGCUGCGGGUGUCAUGUCGCCACAUUGCGUAUAUACAGUGUGUGGCCUUGUCUGUGUUUAUGGUUGCGUGUCAAACUCACGCUGGUGGUAUACUUUUAGAGUGAAAAGCUUUAUCUCAAAUCGCCAUGUUGUGUUGGUUUGAUGAUUUAUCAUGCUGUUGAGUUUUGGCGUAAACGGUGAUGCUGGAGACUUUCCUUCAGAGCUGCAUGUGCUGCAACAUGUGAGCAAUACAGCCUCAAGCAAUAGCAGAUGAUUGCAAAGUGGGCAAGUUUGGAUUAGGAUGAUAACAUGUAGACAAAGACUCACCAGCUGAAUUUCUAUAAGUUCAUUUUCAUGCAUGUGAGCUCGAGGCAUUCAAGUAUUUUAAACUGCAGCCUCGACAUGUCAUGUGAGAUCUGUCUACAAUACAUGUUUUGCAUACUAUUUCCAUUUUUUCCUUGUGAUUCCUCAAGGCUGUAUUGUUCGCAGUUAGCCACCCUGGUCACUUCACAGCAUACUAAACACCUUUCCUGUCCUUUUUCCUGUAAACAGAUUCAGAACUAAGGGUGCUGUUUGAUAAUUUGAGAUUAUUCAAGAUUUAUCAGACCCUAGAAGUUGAAAUCACCAAACAAUGUAUGCAAGUUCUGACAUGUCUGCUAAAACUGACACACCAAUCAACAACCCAUAUUUACAUGCUCAGGAACACUGUGUGUCAAACUGUUUGUUUUUGCACAACAGAUUUGAGCAAACUGCACGUGCAGCUCAAGAAAUGAGACUAACCCAAAAAAGUUAUAUGUGUUCAAGACUUUUUUUUUGUUUGAUUCUUGAUGAUUAAGACAAAAAUCAUAACUCCACUACCUCAAAACAUUAGAAUAUUGUUGGCAGCUGUCCAGAAGACGAUCACUGACACCCUCCACAUGGAGAGAAAGCCUCAGAAGGUCAUUGCUGAAAAGGCUGACUGUUCACAGAGUGCUGGAUGAAAGCAGAUUUAUGGAAAAGUGUGGGAGGAAAAGGUGACCAAGCAACAGGGAUUCAAGAAGUCAGGGGAGCCUUAAAAAGAGUAGGCUGAGGCUGGAGUCAGUGUACGGACAGCCACACUACACUAUACAUAAUACGAGUCCAGGAAAUGGACUACAAGUGUCGUAUUCACACUUUAAAGGCACUCUUGAACCAAGGACAUUGUCAGAAGUGUCUAAGUGUCUGCUCAGAUGAAAAAGAACUGGAUGACUACUGAAUGGCCCAAAGUCCUAUUUUCAGGUGAAAGUACAUUUUGUACCUCUGGAAGUCAAGAUCCUAGAGUCUGAAGGAAAGACCACCAUGAGAUUUAAGAGCUCUUCGUGUUUCCAUCUUCUGAGAAGCUUUGUGGAGGUACAGAUUCAUUCUCCAGCAGGACUGGGCACCUGCCCACAGCGCCAAAACUACCAGAAACUAGUUCAUAAAUGAGGUUAUAGAUCCUUUUUUUGUUGUUAUAUCCUGACGUGUUGAGAUGGUGAAUUGUAUUCCUCAAGAAUAAAACAAAAAAAGUCUGUAAACAUUUCACUUUGUGUGCGAUGAAUCUUGAACAUGUAGAAGUUUGACUUUUUCAAAUUAAAUUAUGGGGAAAAAAUGAACUUUGUACUGGUCAUUUUAAUUUUUGGAGCUGUGCUUGUAUUUGAAUCAAUUGUAUUACUACCUGGAAGUCUUGAGCACCACCACAGUAACUGCCUUAUGUGAAGAAUUUGUCUUCUAGGUGGUGCCAGUACACUCACGGAAGUGUAGUAUGUCCCGUCUGAUUGCUCUUUUAAUGUCGUGUCAGCAAGUAUUCAAGUCACUCUAGCUGUCAGGGCCUUAAAAAGAAGAGGAGGAUAUACUUUACUGAGAGAGCAGAAGGGAUUCUCAAAUACCAUGAAUCCCCAAAGCAGUACAUUCUCUGUUUGUAGAUCUUUGUCUCUUCUGUUCCAGUACAUCUAAUAUGAGUUUUCGAUCCAUUUCCCAGGGUUCCAUCUGAUUCCUCGCCUGUCCAGCAUUGUGCCAGAGAGCUGCCUGCUAAUCACGGUGGGCCUGCUUGUCGGGGGGCUCAUCAAACUAGCUGGAGAACAGGUCCCCCCAGUGCUGGACUCCAGAUUGUUCUUUCUGUGCCUGCUGCCUCCCAUCAUCCUAGAUGCUGGCUACUUCCUGCCCAUCCGUCCCUUCAUGGAGAACCUGGGCACCAUCCUCAUGUUCGCGGUGGUGGGGACCCUGUGGAACGCCUUUUUCAUCGGGGGGCUGCUGUACGCCGUGUGUCAGAUCCAACCAGCCAAUCCAAAUCCACUCCACGCCAUGGAGCUGUUGCCAUGCCUGCUGUUCGGCUCCAUCAUCUCAGCUGUAGAUCCUGUGGCUGUGCUGGCUGUGUUCGAGGAGAUUCACAUCAAUGAGCUGCUGCACAUUCUGGUGUUUGGCGAAUCGCUGCUCAAUGAUGCAGUGACUGUGGUGAGUGACGAAGACAGGAAACAGAGAAAUAAAGUUGUUAGAAAACUUUCUUGUUUUCUUGAUGCUCAAAUAAGAUACACCGACUGAUUGUAGGAUAGUAUCUGCAUCUGGAAGUGUUUUUUAUUUCUAUUUAUCCCUAAAGCAGCUAAACCAAUCACUGAGGAGGUUCUAGAUUAGCUUCAAAUUGAUUAAUUCUGUUUUGUUUUUUUUUACAUUUACUAGGCUGACAUAGCUGUCAACAAGCAGCCGGUGAUCUGCUGACUAUCCUGUCACCGCACUAUUAUCCCCAGCUCUCAGCAUGGCAGCUGUUAGCUGGCCCUCUCUGACAGCCACAGUAUAAAGUUACUAUUGAUGCUAACGUUACACCAAGCAGCCUGGCAUUUUCCCCAAAGAAUACUGCGCUAAAUAUUUACUAUAAUACCGUUAUAUAAUACUAUGAUGCUCUGCGUGUCCAUUCAAUAAGGGCUAUUGUCUGCAGCUCACAUGUUUGGAUGAAAGUUCAGCUUGAGUGCAGAGGUAGGCUCUGUGCUGUCAUUGGCAGAGAAAAAAAACCUGCCUGCACUGUCUCUCUGUGCUGUCACUAAUUCAAGAAGAGAGAGAGAGGGAGGGAGGGAGGGAGAGAGAGAGAGAGCCUGUCUUGUGUCUUGGAGCAGGGGGGGUCAGGGUUGAAUUGGGCGUGAGGACAUUGCAGUAAGGACUGAGGCUGAGUAAGAGGUGCAUGCUCAGGAUGGCCCUGACACAGGCAGUUUGGAGUAUAGCAGAGCACGUCAGCCUGUUUGUGAUAGACAGAUAGUCAGGCUGCUUCUGCAGAAAUGUUAGAACCUCUUUUGCUGGAAGUGUGGCCCAUAUGAUGCUGAUAAAUACAAAAUAAAGAGUACUUUUCACCUGGUGAUACCUGUGUUUACUCAUUAAUCUGAUUAUCUGUCUCAUUCACUCUUUCUCUUCUAGGUGUUGUACCACCUGUUUGAGGAGUUUGCAGGUGCUGGCACUGUGACUGUGAUGGACGGCGUCCUGGGAGUCAUCUCCUUCCUGGUUGUAGCGUUGGGUGGCGUUCUAGUCGGAGCUAUCUACGGGAUCCUGUCCGCGUUUACGUCUCGUUUCACCUCCCACACGCGUGUCAUCGAGCCACUUUUCGUCUUUGUGUACAGCUACAUGGCUUACCUGUCCGCUGAGAUGUUCCACCUGUCUGGCAUCAUGGCGUAAGUUUGAAAGAGAUAGAGUGAGCAGAAAGUGACGCUUUCACAGAGAGGCCUGUCCAUCGUUAAUGCUUUCACUGUGGUUUGAGUAGGGCUGGGCGAUAAACUGCAAAUUUACCGAUACCGAAAUUUACAACAAUAACUGAUGUCGUUUGCCCAUAUCUGUAUAUUUGGUGUCAAAAAGAUAAAUAAAUAAAAGUUGGUUUUGGAUGUGUGUAGGUAGGCUAUGGUCUCACGUCCCUUUAAGACGCUGUCCUACAUCAGAGAUGUGACUCCACCCCAUCCAGUCCGUAACAAAGAGGAAAAGACAGGUGAGGAGAUGGAGGACGGUUCAAAAGUUGUAGCGGCUGAAGUUAAUGUGGGAGGGGGUGAGCAGCUUGUGGAGAAGUUAUCGUCCAUUUAUUGUUAUGGAGGUGAACUGCGUGUAUAUUGAUAUAUCGCAGUAUUGAUUUGAGGCCAUAUAGCCCAGCCCUAGCAUCGAGGGUCAUCCACUCCAGUUUAAUAGCUCACUUUUAUCUUUCAAUUUUUUCCCUUUGGGCAACCACAAGGACAUCAAACUUGUUCCUUGGCUGCCAAAAAUAAAGAUAUUAAUUUGCCUCCAUGCUUCGAUCCGGGACCACAUACUGUCUCUGCUUAGCCAAUAACAUUUCCAUUUCUCUGGCUUUGAUCUGGCUCGGUUCUGCUUCAUUUUCAUUAAGGCGUGCAUGCCGUCAGAGCCUUCACACAGCUGGCAUGUGCAGCAGAGCUCAGAUCCACUGUUAAUUUGAGUGUAUUCUGACAGUAAACAGGGCUCCACAUGCACAGCUAUAUGCCAAUCAAACACAGGAACACACAUACAUAAAUUAAGACAUAAACUGCUGCACAGUGGAGUGACUUUACUGCGCCUUUAUUAUGAGCAAACAAUCCAUUUCCACCUAAACAUUUGGCUGCGUGCGGGGCGAAACCUGAGGAAGCUGAAGGCAAAACACAUUGUUCACCCACAGUAAAGCUACUGAAGUCAUUUCAGUGUGCAGGGUUAACUUCUUAUUUUAACAUGAGUGUUUGAUUGUUGAAUAUGUGUUUGUUGACUUAACCUUCUUAACAGAAAAGAAAGUGUUUGAGCAGACUGCACAGCUGGGCUACAAGCACAUACAGCCAAUUUUGACAUGCUGUUGUUCAGUGGGUAAAGAUAUCUUCAUCUAGAAGCACGUCUAUGUAAGCAAAUCAGGGAGCCAUGGGAGCUCAGCUCAGGAUCUCUAACAGGAUAUGACAAAGGGCCCGUUGUGAUAACGCUUGUUUGCCUUUGCACUGAAUCCGAAGUUUGAAAAAAUAAAACAACUUUGGUAUGCCAACACUUUCCAAUCAGAGGUAAACACAAAGAGCUGCAAAAGAGGGCGAGAUACAGGUUCAGAAAUGAUCUUUGUAACAUUUUUAAUAAGGUAGGGCUGCUUGAUUUGAGCUCUUUUAUACUUUCAUAUAAUCCCAGACUGCAGAUCUAACUAAUCAUUCAGUCUUUUCAAGUCUUGGUAUAUUGUGUUUUAUUGCCCCAAGAUUUGUUUAUUUAUGUUUUAUAAAGAUUUUGAUAGAUAGACAAUGUCCCUCACUUUUUAGUCCAGCAGUCUAGGGCUGGGCGAUAUGGCCUCAAAUCAAUAUCACGAUAUUUUGAGCAGUUCACCUCGAUAACAAUAAAUGGACAAUAGCAACUCCACAAGCUGCUCACCCCCUUCCACAUUAACUUCGUCUAAUUCAGCCACUGCUCCGGCUGUUACAACUUUUGAACCAUCCUCCAUCUCCUCACCUGUCUUUCUCUCUUUGCUACGGACUGGAUGGGGUGGAGUCACAUCUUCGACUCAGGAGAGCAUCUUAAAGGGACAUGAAAACAUAGCCUACCCACACACACUCUAAACCAACUUUUAUUUAUUUAAUUUUUUGACAACAAAUAUAUUGACAUGGGCAAAAUGAUGUUGGUUAUUGUCGUAAAUUUCUGUAUCUGUAAAUUUUUGGUUUAUCGUCCAGCCCUACAGCAGUCAUUUGUUCACUACAGCCUCUCUCUCGUCCCUUGGCUUUUCAGACACACACUCCUGCCUCCUCCUGCUCCUCUCCCUGCUCUCCUCUCUCCAAAUGUUGGAGCCUAAUGAAUUAUACCGUUGUUGCACAACAUGUUGAAGAUACCACUGUUUAUUUUAGCUGGAGCCGCAGCUUCCUUGUGCUUUCACGCCGAUCCGAGCUGUUAAUGACAAAGCCAAAGUGAGAGCUGUUUGAAGGGAGGGAUGGUGCCCACUCUCUGCUGUGAAGAAUAGUGCUGUUACUGUGUGUCGGCGCUCUGUGGCAGGUGUAAAAUAGUCCAGCUGUUUCAGGGACGUCCCUCAUGUAUCGCAUGUUCAUAAUAUAUAGUCCCUCUCUCAGCCAUGAGAUGUCAUGGUCUAUAUCCAACAUCCUCGUGCAGAGAAGCUCUAUUUCAGUCACUCAACUCAAGAGCGUGGCAGAUUACUCUCCCUGUAACCAGUCAUAUAACAGAUUACACUGAUCUCCCAACACCUCGGUCAAGCCUGAAUUUAUUGGCAUCCCAAUGUUCUCUGUCUCGUCAGCUCUUCCUCCAGAAAAUAUCAAUCUAUUUUCAGUUUUAAGGUGCGAGGAGUUAUUGAUGUUGCGGAGAGGAGGUGAUGAAAUACUGAGCCUCUCCUCUGAGUCGGGGCUGAAGGAUGUUCAUACUCAAGGACAGAGCGAGUCGCCGCCUCCUCGCACCUUAAAUCGAAAGCAAGAUUUGUCAAAGUGUUUUUUUCCUUUUUUUGUAUAAUUUGUUUGCUGGAAAGCGUUAGCUGGUUUACAGGCAGAUAUUUCUUGGAUUAUUCACUGAGAGGCUAAAGAACGGGAAGAACAGGAGUGGAUGUAUGGAGGUUGUUUUUGCUGACAGAAAACCACUGAGGCAGACGACGGCAAAUUCAACAGAGGAGUGGUUGCUAGACAGAAAUGGGAUAACAAUGUUGUAUAAGAGGUUUAUCUUCUUUAGUAACACAUAUAAAAAGCAUUUUUCUUUCAUCUUUCCAGAUUAAUCGCAUGUGGAGCAGUGAUGAGACCCUACGUGGAGGCCAACAUAUCCCAUAAAUCCCACACAACCAUCAAGUACUUCCUGAAAAUGUGGAGCAGCGUCAGCGAGACACUCAUCUUCAUCUUCCUGGGUGUGGCGACUGUGGACGGCCCUCAUGCCUGGAACUGGACAUUUGUCACUGUCACAGUGAUCCUUUGUCUGGUGGCUCGGGUCAUAGGUCAGCUGCUUUGCACUUUUUCUUACAUUCACUUCUUUAAAGGGUGGAGGCUGUGUGGUUUACUGUGUGAAGGUUCAACGGCUGAAACCGCACAAAAGAGGAAGUGUGUUUUAUAAGAGAGUUUGGAGGCUCGUUCAUGAGACAUCUCUGAUAAUAAGUUUAUAUAUAUAUCACCAGAUGAGACAGUCACUCUAGAUUUCCUCACCAAGCGCUUUUACUAUAAUAUAUUUCACAAGAGGCCAUCAAUGCAAAGCAAAAUCAAAGCAGCUCAGUGGAGAAAACUGUAUCACAGGCUCUUUGAAGUGAUUGUAAUUCACACAUCGAGAAUUUCUGCGUUCAAAAAGACCUUGACCUUGCAAAGGGAGCUGGAAAAUAUAUUAAGUUGCCAUCUGGUUUCAUCACACAGCUGACGGCGUGUAAGAGGAACCUCCUCAGAGGAUUUCUAUGUUAACUUCAGACUGUCACAAGCCCCUCUGUCGAUGAUUCGUCAUCCUGGAGAUGUUAGUGUUUUUGAGAAGAGAUAGUAGAAGUGAAAGACAGAUGAGAUGUGUUCAGUCAAGCUGAGAUCUCAUAUGUAUUUCACAUUUGUAGCCCUGGGAUUAAACCGUCUGCUGCUGCAUUGUCACACUCAGUGAUGAUGCCUGUCUCUCUCCCGGCACAUGGAAACAAGUUGAAGAAGUAUUUAAGGCAGGCUGGUUUAGCACUGCGGUUAAAGUGUGUGAAGACGGUCUAAGAAGGCAGACGGGAGGAGUUCUGAUCUGAUCUGUGACACCUUAUCCGUCUUCACUUUCUCCCUCCUAUAAAGGCGUGAAAAGACCUCCUAAAAAGAGGAUCUUUCUCUGUGUUUGCAUGUUUAACUUAUUUCUUGUCGUGCAGCUUAAGCAUGCUGUAGUGCUCCAGUGUAGGGUUUUUGUCCUCAGGGUGAUUGAUUUCUAUUUAGUGUAAAGCAGAAUUCGAUUAAGAGAUUGAAAACAGACUGCGGUUAAGAGUUGUAUUACAUUAAAUAUUACCUAGUCUGUCAGUUAUGAGUGAUCUGUCGAUCAGGUUGGAGUAAAGUGCUUCUCUGGAGAGGGAACCACACUAGCUGUGUUUACAUGGGCACAAAUAAUCAGAAUAAAGGCCUGAUCGGAAUAAAAAAAGUGCCAUGUAAACAUGUGGAUUGGGAGAAUCUGAUCAAAUUCGGCUCAAUCAGGAAAAAAAUUGCUUUCUGAUCGAGAGGGGUGGUUUAUGCCAAUCGUUAUUCCGAAAUGCGUCCAUUUAAACACUUUGGUUUAUUUAUUGAGGCCAGUUCAGGAGGUUUCAUUAUUAACACUCUGGCAUAAAACACAACCGCACGGGCCGUGUCUACUCCUCCGGUAACAUAACAAAGCGUGCAUACAACGUUAUGAUGUCACAUCUACACGCACAGUGCAACCUUUGACAGAAUAGUAAAAUAGGUGAGCAAAGGCGCCAUCUAGUGACAACAUGUAACAGGGGGGAACAUCCUGAAUUGAAUGGAGUGAGCCACUACCGCGUUGUAAAUACAACUCUUCUUCUGUGGUUGUUUUUGCGACUCUAAUCCCUCUAAUCUGAAUAAAGCUUGGUGCAUGGAUACGCACAUCAUAAUCGGAUUAUUUGACUUUGCGCCCAUAUAAGCAGUGGAUUCAGAUUAUCUUAUCCCUCAAAUUUUUAAUCAGAUCAAGAAAUUUUGCACAUGUAAACGUGGCUGUUGAUAGGUUAAUCCUGCUUCACACUAACAAACACACACAGCCUGAGAUCCUCUCAACUCGUCCUCCCCAGGUGUCGUCGGCCUGACGUAUGUGAUCAACCAGUUCCGUAUCGUCAAGCUGACAACUAAAGACCAGUUCAUCAUCGCCUACGGUGGCCUGCGAGGGGCGAUCGCCUUCUCCCUCGGUUUCCUGCUGGACAAAAAUCACUUCCCAAUGAGAGAGAUGUUCCUCACCGCCAUCAUCACUGUCGUCUUCUUCACUGUCUUCGUUCAGGUAAGAGAAAUUAGAGAAAGUCCCUCGCUGACACAUCCAGAAAGUAGAGAGUGAUGGCUUCUUUUUCUCUCCUUGGGUGCAUGUCACCCUCAUUUGCAUCUGUUAACAUCUAUCAUGCUGCUUUCAAAGGAGUAUCUUUUGCCUCAUAAGCCUCGUUUGAAAUUGAAACAUCACUCGUUUGAUUCAUGCACACCAAUACCUUUAAAAAACCAGCGUGUCUCACAGUGCCGUUUUAUUCAGCCCAUUCAGUCAAACACUGUUAAUGAUGUUCCUGCUUGUCAAGCGGAGGACUGAACAUCAAAUACACGUUCAUGUAAUCCCUCAGUGGAUACCGUUUUUUGGUCUCUGUUGGUUUUUGAAGAAAACAGCCCCAGCUGGUUCAGCAAACUGUCAUAUCGGCUCCAACUCUCCAAAGUCCACUGACAGGCAGACAUGCAGGUGUGCUAAUUCAGUCACCAAAUACAGAACACACGCAGAGGGAAUACAAGAACACAUUUAUGAGACUUCUCUCCGAGGAAACACGAAGAUAACGAAACAGCAAAUGAAGGUGAGAUGAGGACAAACAGGCAGUGAUUGUGUCCUGCUAGAUAAAGAGGUCUCCAAGCGCAACGGCAGGAAGACUCUUGGAAUCGAGUUUGACCCCAGAUGGAAACAGCUAAAAUAAAACCUGGAGAUACUCUUUUUUUUUUUUUCCUCCUUAGAGGCUAGAUUAGAAACAUGUUUUAUUCAUGCUGCUGCAGUCUGAUUCGGAGAGAGAUACAGAGCCAAAGAAGGAGGGGGCGAGAUAGGAGGCCUCUUUCACCUGCAGUGUGCAGCCAAAGUGUAUCAAAAAAGCUCAAACUGAGUGCUUGUUUUUAUCUGGCAGAGAAAUAAGGUGAGGUCUUCUUCGCUCUUGUUUGGUUAAUGAUUAGAGUCAGAAAUACUUUGAAUACUUCAGAGGUGUGCAGAGGCGUGGUAUUUGUUUUUGCGCGAGUUAGCUUACUCCUUCUCUGAUCCAGCGUUACGAUAAGUAAAAACUUAGAUUUUCUGGUUUUAGCAGGAGAAGCUUUUUGAUUGUAAGAACUUUUAUCAUGAACAUAUAAGGAGUCAGGUGGUGAUUGAGAAGCUGAAAGCACAUGCGUAUUGCUGCAACAUGCAGAUGACACUCUGCUCUACACCCUGUUUAAACCUGCUACUGCGGUUGUGUCUGACUUUAUUUCCUGUCUGACUAAAACCAAGAGUUGGAUGUCUAAAAUGACGCAAAAGUUACUGUCAUUACACCUCCUUCCCCUAGCUUAUAGCUCCAUCAAUAACCUGUCCUCCAGCCUGGGCGACUUAUCCAAUGUUUGCAAAGAGGCCCACAACCACGGGGACAUUUCUGACUCCUUUCCUUUGACACCCAGGUGACCAGAGUUAUACAGUCCUACUUUACUCAGCUUAGACUGUGAACCAAAAUCAGGUCUUUUCUUUCUCCUCCUGAAUAAAAAAACUUUUUUUAAUGCAUUAGUUUCUUCCAGACUUUAUUCUAGCUUCAGUAAGCAGAACAUACAAAGACUAUAAUUCAUGCAGAAUGCUGCUGCCAGAUUUCUAACACUUGGAAAGAGAGGCAACCAUAUAACACCAGUCCCAGCGGCCCUUCACUGGCUCCCUGUGAGUUUUAAAAUAGAUUUUAAGAUUUUACUGCUUUUUUUAAAGCCUUAAAUGGCUCCACCUUUUAUCUGUAAGAAACUAGCCUGACUGCAGCCUGAGGUCCUUUAGCAGGACCCUUCUCAUGGAAAUCUCUGCCUGAGGAUGUCAGACAGGCAAACUCAGUGUCCUCUUUUAAAUCUCUCCUCAAAAACUCACUUCCGUUGUUCUUCUUUUUCUUGACCACCAGUUUGUUAUAUGUAUCUGACAUCUUAAAUUAUUGCUUAAGUAUUGCAUCUCACUUCUUUGUAAUGUGUUGUAAUCAGUCAUUGAAAGCUUAAUCAACUACAGCCGUUUACAGCUUUUCUUUCUCUACUUGCUGAGCACUUUGUAACUUGUUUUUUAGAAGUUCUUUGUAAACAAGAUUAUUAGUAUUAUUAUUAUUAUUAUUAACAUGGCUGAUUUGGUUCUAAUCAGCAGAUUCGUCCUCGGUCAUACCUGCUGCACUUCUCUACUUGUUUUCUUGCUGCAUUUAAACUCCAAAAUGUCCAAUAAAAGCAGAAAUCAGUCUUUUAAAAGUGCCAAUUUGGUAGUGCUAUAUUGUCAUUACUGUUUUCAUUUUUAUAACAUAUGCCCAGGUGCGAUUUUUUAAGAUAUAUAUGCUUUUAUAUACGACAUCUAUCAUUUAAAGAUGUCUGAUGUUACUUAUGUAAGAGACGACAUAACAACGAGAUGACUACACGUGCUGGUUGUGUUCUGACAUGUUUAAAGUUGCACAUAUGUGCCCUAAGUGGGAGUUGGGCGUUCUGCAUUACCACAGAAUGUAUCUAGUUUAUUAUAGUACAGUAAAGUAACUCAUAUUGUCAUGGAGACCCCAUAGGAGAUAUUUUUUCUGCAUGGAGGUAUUCAAAUGAGCCUGAGACGAGCUGAGCCACGACAGAGCAGGAAUCCUGGGACAUUCACUUUAGGUUAUUACAGUAAACCAGAUGGCCUGUUUAAUCUCUUUAAGAAGCAGAAUGAUACUCUCAAGGCUUUUAAGUGCAGACAGGAUCACACACACACACAUACACAUGCACGUACACCUCUCCUUCUAAUCCAACAGUAACAAACGUCAGUUAUAUUUCACUGAAUUUUUCUGAAUUUCGGUGAUAGGGGACUGGAAAAACGAGGUGUAAUUAUUCAUAGCUGUGAUUCUUGGAAAGCAGCUAUAAAGUCAAGUUUGAAACUGAAUGGAAAGUGAAAAUCUGAAGAGUGUUUUUGGAUGAUUGUGACAUUUCUCAAACAUUUAAUUAAAGCUGUUUACCAAUCAACAUGAGAUGAGUGUUUAGAAUGAGUUUACUCCGAGGUUUUCUUAAAGGGAGCACCCACCAGUUCAGUUUCUAAACACAUUUGUCCUCCGAACACAGUCCCAAAAUGAUAUUUCAAAUGUAUAUAUAUCUCGCUCUGUCUGGUUCAAAAAUCUUUAUGGAAGCAGGUCAGGGUUUCCCCAAGGAUGAGUUUGUUCUUAAAGGAAACAUCUCUGUACCAAAAGUCUGUGAGGGGCACAAUAGAAACACUGAGUUAUAUCAUCUCUAUUUAGUGAUGAUCUUACCAGGAAGUGGUUUUCAAAAGUUGCUGAAAUUAAACUCAAACUGUAACUUUCCACGGGUCUCGCCCUCACAUGUAGGUGUGAGGUUUACAGUUACUGCAACAUGGCUGUUGUGAAAGGUGUGAAAACCUGCUGUGUUGUUUCAUCAGCCAUUAUGAAACAUAUCACGGAGGGAAGUGAGUUACUAAUGAGCUUAUGUUUGACUUUUGUGAAUGAAAACUCUAACUUACCUUUCAGUUCUCUUUAAAAGAACAAAUGCGAUAGAUGGUUAAGAAAUGUGCAAGUCCGCACGUUACCUUUGUGUUUUGCUUCCACACAAAGAGGGUAAUUAGUACAUAUUUCCGGCUGCAGGGUAGCAACAGGUGUGAAUCAGAGAGUCUUAAUUUGCUCUUGUCAUCUUCUUUGAAGGGCAUGACCAUCAAACCGCUGGUGGAGCUGCUGGCAGUGAAGAAGAAACAGGAGGCCAAACGGUCGAUUAAUGAGGAGAUCCACACGCAGGUACGAACCUUUUCCUCCGACUAACCUCAACCUGCAGGGACAGAAAACUGAUUUAAUCGAGUAGUGAGUGAUGGGGUGUUAUGAAAGUACUUGAACACAGCUCUCUUUGGAGCAAUACACAUCAGCUGCCACUAACUGAGAACUUUUAAAGGGCAUUACAUCAUCAUUGUAUACAGGGACGACAGACUGGUGGGAAGUAAAUGCAGAGAGUUUUCCCAGACUGGCAAAGCUGGCACGUCUGUCACUCUUCAUACCAGCAACAUCAGAGCCCUCUGAGAGUGUGUUUUCUGCUGCUGUGACUCACAUGCACUCUCAACUGGGUCCUAAGCAUGUGGUCAUACCUAUUUACUGUAUAAGAAGGAGUGAGCAGAAAGGUGGAUGCUGUGAGUUUGUGAUAUUUGGUAGUUUAGCAAACCAUCAUGAAACACACUUUAAAUUUGCAUCCUUAGUUUACACACAUUAAUACUAGACACCUUUGUUCAUAUAGAUGAUAUAUAAAACAUCAGAUUUUCAAAACAUGUUUCUAAUGAGGUGCAGUGUUGAGCUUUUGCAGUGUAUUCUCCUUUCCUGUCAUUUGUUUACACUGAAAUCUACAGACUGUUUUGAACGACGACUCAUUGAUACAUCAUUAACAAAGCAAAGCAGAGAGGUGCACACACAGUAUCUAAAGACAUCUACUAAAUUUCCUGGUUAUGUGUCAAAUUCCGUCAGUUGUUGGGGGUUAUGUAAAAUAUGACACCCUCUUCCAGUAAAUCCUCUCAGAUCACUUCAUCAAACCUGAACCGCUGCUGCCACCUACUGGUCAUAUCUUCAAACUUCAUUUCAUGUACAGAGACGUGUGCUUCAACAGCGGUCCAGAGGUUAGAAAACAGAUGGCAGCUUUACUGUCCAACUUCCGAACGGAAACUAGUAUAGCCAAAAGGUCAUAUCUAGCCGGAAGGAACCCCCUCAUACACACACGUACACACUACACUCACACACAUACACACAAACACGGAUGCAGAGCUCAUUGUAUACACAGAUAAAGAUAGCCAAUUGCAUCUAUGGCUGACCACAAUAAUAUAGCUUGUAUAUAGAGAGACUCAUACACACAUAUGGACAAAGAUAAGCCUCACACACACACACACACACACACACACUCACAUACACACACACUUACACCCAGCCAUCUCUGUGGCUUUGCAGUAAGUCUCCAGUGCUGGAGGCUAGAAGAACAAACUGUCCUAAUAGGCUCCCCUCCACAGUGACACACCGGUGAUAAGAGCCAACAGAGCUGGCUGAGGAGGACACACUCCACACUCAUACUGGGCGACAACCUACAAAUGAAGUGCUCCCCAGUCAGUCCUCCAGUUUAGAGGAAGUUAUUGUUGAAUUGAUUACAUUUAUUUAUCUAGCAGGUGGCGAGAGGGCACAUCAUCCCCAACAGAAAAUGCUUCAAGUACUCUCAAACACCUGUCAGUGCUGUGAUGGGAACAACAUAAUAACACAGUAUUUUACUCACAAGUAAUACUAAAGAGCGCACAGUGAUAGUGGUACUAAACUAUACUGUGGGUCAAGCUGUUUUUACUUAUGCUUCAAGAAGGUUUGUCCCAUUUAAAGCAGAAAGACACAGUUUCAACAGUAAGUAUUAAUUUCACUCAGAAGAUUAAAAUAAAAAUAUGAAGUUCAAAUGUUUAUACAAAGAUCACCUCGACUCCAAAGAUUUCAGUAAACUUUUAAAACAAAAACAGUCAUGGUCAUUCGCUCCAGUUUGAAAGUACUCAAAUUGGACGGCAGUACGACCACAAAUUGAACAAAAGCUUAAAAAAGUAUUAAUUGGAAAACUUUUGUUAGAAAUGCAAAGAUUUAAAUGGUAAGAAGUUUGAAAACUAAAUAGAAUUUCCCCCAUACUGAUAAAAAAGUCACACAGUAAGUUGUUGACAAGGGAAGUAAAACCAUACAUGUUUUUUUUGUAUCAGAAUAAGUAAGAGGAGAUUUUCUCAGAGUGUUUCCACGUUGUCUUUUAGCUUCAUCUUUCAGCCUCAACACUGUGGAGAAACUUCUCGUCCUCCUGCCCCCACACCGUCAGUCCUUCUCUCUAUAAAUCAGUCUCCUCUGUCAAAGCAGACGUAAAUUCUGUGGCUCCGCUUAAUGACUUGUUCCCAUAGUAACCCUGCCUGUCAGACCGUCAUCUGUAGUCUUGGAACAGCAGGGCGACCUGCAGCCUGAUGCAGUCUGGAGAAUAAGUACAUCACUAUGAUUUUUUUCUGUUUUCCUGCCCUUCUGAGUGGGCGUGCUGCCACUGUUAAUAAACAGAGUCCAAUCAAUCACCUGCACUCUGCUGCUGCUGCUGCUUGUUUUCUCCACGACUCCCGUUAUGAAGCUUGUCACCCACUGUUGAUGAUAAUGAUGUUUGCGGCUGAACUGUAAGAAUCGGUCACUGAGCUCACGUAAGACAUUGUUCAGACAGCUAAACAGAGAGCCUGUUGUAUCACUCAGUAGUGCUGUAAGUCAUAGAAGAAAGCUUCUCCUCCUUCAGGAUAAAAAUAAACUUGAUUUUUCUUCCAAGUUGUGAACUGUUCAUGUGAAAAGUUGGAAAGAAGAUAAAUCAAACCUUGUCUCUGACUGUUAUCGUAAGACAUAUAACUGGAAAGUUGUGUUUUUGGAGAAACUGCACUUUUCUGAUGUGCUUUUAAUGAACUCCAACACUCCACAGUAAAAAGAGGAACGCUUGAGUGUAACUUCCAUUUAAAGAAGAUUUUCUGCUCUUUUUUUCCCCUUCAGUUCCUCGACCACUUACUGACUGGGAUAGAGGACAUUUGUGGGCACUACGGGCACCACCACUGGAAAGACAAGUAUGGAUUGUACAGUUUUCUGACUCUGAAAUUCAUGAUCGUUUGAGUAUAUUUGCAGAUUUUUUCUCAGUACCUCGUUGUCAAAGUUCAAAUGAAGAAAAGAGAGUCAGUCUAUUACUGAGAAACAGUGUGGUAUUUGUAACUUUUGAACUUCACACUGAAAAGGUCGGAGAUUAAUUUUCUGUCAUAUCAGCUAACUGGUUUGAACUUUCAGAAAGCACGUCAAAACCGUGUUUGUAAAUGUGGCAUCAUCAGCUGUUUCUCUCCCUCUUUAUCUUGUGUGCAGAAUGUCCAACAUCUCUGUCUCUCUUCUCACUCCUUCACUCUCAUCUGUUUUCAUCUGUCACUUCCCUCCCUCCUCCUUCCAGGCUAAACCGCUUCAACAAGAAGUAUGUGAAGAAGUGCCUGAUAGCGGGCGAGCGCUCCAAGGAGCCACAGCUCAUCGCCUUCUACCACAAGAUGGAGAUGAAACAGGCCAUUGAGCUGGUGGAGAGCGGAGGGGGAGUCAAGCUGCCGUCUGCUGUGCCUUCCACUGUUUCCAUGCAGUGAGUACUAAGUCACUGUAUCUAAAUCCAAAUCUGUCCGGAGCGAUCACACUCAGAAAAAUAGACCGCCCAAGCCUCAGUCCUUGAAUCUACAAUAACUAUACCUUUUGGCCACCCGGGGGCAGUAGAAACCAGCUCCUGACGCCACUCUUAUAUAAGCAGUCUGACCUUUAAAUUUAAAACUUGGUCGCAAACACUGACUUGUUUUCACAUGCAGCAGCUACAGAGCAACAUUAUCAUUCAUUUUGAGUUGAGUUUGCAGCCACCUGUCCGGUAAUCAUAUUGCAUCUCUCAAAACUCAUACAGGGGGGAAAAAAAAAAAAGGCUUUUAGCUCUUAAAAGCACCGCUGUGCUCCCCGGCUCGUCUCUGUCUGGGUCUGUCUGCUGUUUGGUGCUGAACAGGCAGUAAACAGUGUGCUUUUAGGGAUGUUUUUCUCCGAAAUCACCCGUCAGCUAGGCCUGAAAAGAACACUGAGAGUUAUGAGAGUGAACCAAAACAGGAAAAUGGCAAACAGGAAAGCUUCACGAUGAGAUGAAACUCCAUGAACCUUUUAACCAAAGAGAAAAUUUCUCCUCUUUUCCAGUUAAACAUAAUAAUUGAAAUAUGUUGAUUAGGGCUGGGGGAUAAAGUGAUAAUUAUGUAUAUCGAAAAUUAAUUUCCCACAAUUGCGAUAUAAAACAUGGUCAAAAUACUUUUCAAUAGUCGGCAUUCUGCCAUGUUUUGGUCGACUAUACGAAUAGCCAAUGAAAAGGGGAGUUGCUCAGGGUCCGCUUCGCACUGAACCAAUCGUGCUGAAUUAGAACCAAGUAGCGAACAACUGUAUAGUAGCAGGCAGCAGCUUCACGCAACCAUAGCACUUUAACACGUGAAGCCGACAGCACUGUCGGUGAGAAAAAAAGAAAAUGAGAGCUACCCCCGGCAGAAAUGCAGAUGAAGGCUCAACAGAUGAAGACAUCGUCGGACAUGAAGCAGAGUAAUGUGCACUGCAAAUUAUGUCGAGUACAUGUUUUCGCAAUGGCAAUCUCGCAUGUGCAAUGCAAAAGGUUACAAACCCCGAGCGGAGCAUGGAGCCCGUGGCACCUGUGCAGCCGAAACAGCCGACCAUUCAGUCCGCUUUCUCUAGAUCUCACAGAUGCAGUAGCUUAUUGUGUCGCAAAAGACAUGCUACCAAUAAACACUGUUAAAUUUUAAUCUUUAUAAUAUGAUAUUUAUCGAUAUCGACUGAUGUGAAAAAAAUAUAUCAUGAUAAACUUUUUCCCGUAUCACCGAGCCCUAAUGUUAAUUAUAAUCUCUUCAAAUGGUGUCUGAGACUCUGCCUCUCAAAUCAGGAAUCUACAUCAACUUGUGUGCAUUAUAUUACUUUUGCUCUCACAGGCGUCAUAAGCUGAACAAGUUUGUGUCAAAGGUGUAAAUGCAGCAGGAAGUAUCACUUUUAUUUUAAUGCCUUGUUUCUCAUUAACUAUAACCAACUUUCUUCGUGUUUUAUAUGAAUGUAUGAGGGGAGCUUUAACUAGCCCCUGAGUUUUAUUUCCUUUUAAUGGUUGAGAAGAUUAAACAUCUCUUUCUCUGAACAGUAAUGAGCUGUUUUUUGCGGCGAGUGUUGCACUAACAACUUUAUUAUUACAGCCUUUGUCUCGGGGUUCAUUCACCAGCAGGAAGUCUUUCCUGAUCAUUUCACAGUGUUUGUGUGCAGUUAGCUUCUCUAAAUAGGAGCACGCACCUUAUUGAUGUUGUGUCUGCUGUCAAGACUUGGAUAGUUUGAAUUUAUGAGUCAAAUUAUGGAUCUCCUCAGUGUAAGAAUUGAGAUUGCUCAUCACAGCGAGGAAGACAUUUCUGUAAUUUCCUCCAAACAAAGCUUUGACGAGAUCAGACUUUUAACAAGUACACACAGAGAGAAAUCGUUAAGCCAUCUCCAAGAUAGAAACACUGACCUGUCAAUGAGAGGUGAAGCUAACCCACAGCCGUGCUCUGAGUCCCCUGAUCCUUUAAUACCAGGUGGAAGACUCCGAAGAAGACCGGUCUUUAACUUUGCAGAUGAUCAUAUGUUUUUAAAACACACACAACAUUUGUUUUGCAUAUGUCUGUAAUUUGUUCUGUGCAGAACACAAACUCUGAUCCUCUCCCUUUUUCCCCUUUCUCCUCUCAGGAACAUCCAGCCCAAGAAGCCUCCGCCCGCCAAGCCGGCAGAGAGAGCUCUGCCCCAGCUGCCGAAAGGCCGAGAGGAGGAGAUCAGGAAGAUCCUCAGGAGUAAUCUCCAGAGGACCCGACAGAGGGUAACACAUCUAUAUGAACCCUGGAAAAGAUGAUUACCUGUAGCUGAAAGAUGUUUGUCUGGUAUCACCGGGACGCUACAGCAGAUCAGUUUUCAUAUUGAUUUGGGAUUAUAAAGAAGCUAGUUCUUCUUGCCUGUUCGGCUCAGGUGUAUUGAUUAAUCUUGAGUUGGAAUUAAAUCAGCAGCUCUGCUCUUUUGUUAGUUUAUUUUGCCUUUAAUUAUAAGCAACACUGCUGAAAUGACUCUUUGUAUUCACAGAGAUGUUCCUUAUUUUCAUCAUUACUUUCUUAACUUUUGUUGUUAUCCAGCCACAGAAUCAAAAAUAGUGCAGUGUUUCUUACUGCGCUCUUACACCACCUUUUUCAUCCAUCCUUCCCUCAUCAGCUGCGCUCCUACAACAGACACACUCUGGUGGCUGAUCCGUACGAGGACGGCUUCGGCGACCUUCUCCUGAAGAAGCAGAGGAUGAUCGAGCUGGAGAAGAAGGUACAAUCAUCAUCCUCAGAGAGGGACACGCUUCUGACAUCCAGAAUCAGCGCGAGUCUGAUGUGUUGUUUUGAUGAAUAUUAUCGACACCAGGCCCCCAGUGUGAUUGAACAAAAACACAUUUUGUUGAUCAGUCAGCACUGAAUAGGACAUCUUGAAACACCAAAAGCAGAGAUUGUUAUGCAAUCCGCUUUAAUACAAAGUAGAAGUUCGAUUGCAGGCAGCAGUGUGUGAUAAAUGGGUAAGAAAGCCGACAGAUGCAGAGCGGCUCUUCUCAUUUCAUAGCACCAGCAGUUAAAUGAUUCAGCCAAAAUGAUGAUUUGUGUUCUAAUUAGAGUCCACCUUCAGUCUGGGCUGAUUUAUUCUUACGCUCGAGUGGCCCUACAGCAGCACAAACUUCCAUUUCAUCAGCCAGUAAUUACAUAAUGAAAACAGACUGUUGUUUUUGGGUAAAGGGAAAGUGCCGAGGGGCAGGGUUGGACUCAGGAGGAUUUCUGCACAACAACACAAAAGUUUAAUGGACUUUUUCUGAGAUACGGAUCGAUGCAGAAUUACUGACUUAUAUAGUUUGGAUUCAGUAUUUUGGGAUCAGCUUCAGGGGAGGUAUUUCACGUUAUAUUUCAUCCUAAACGGUAUUGAAUGUUUAAAGGACUAAUGCUGUGUUCCAGUUACCUCAGAAGUCGGAUGACGGAGCUGGGAAUGACGCUACCCCCAAGUUGACGGCGUUCUAGUAAACAAGUCGGAAAACCAAGAUGAACGUCUACAGUUAGUUGUUGUUCGCUGUUGUUUACAAUUGUCAGCUGCUGUCGGCCAUCGUCAGGUGUUUUUAUGCUGCAUUCAAGUUACCGCGGAAGUCAGAUGUCGGAGCUGAAAAUGAUGUCAGAUCCAGUUUUCCAGCGAUUCAGUUACUGAGUCGGAAAAAAGCAAAAUCGGAGGCCUGAAACAAGAUGGCUACAUUUACUUGAGUUAUUUUAAUAUAACUAAAAUAACUUUCGCAGAUGUAGCCAUCUUGUUUCAGCCUCUGAUUUAGCUUUUUUCCAACUUGGUAACUGAAACGCUGGUAACUCGAGUGUGACGUCAUUUUCAGCUCGGACUUCUGACUUCCAAGGUGACUCGAACGUAACUUGUUGUUAGCUAUACCAGUUGUAAACAACGCAUAACACAAUAUUUUACUCUCACAAUAACCAUAGCACUGUGUUCACAGUUGAAUGUUGGGCAGCACAACAUAAACCACUUAAUUAAUUUCACAAAAACAAACAAAAGUGCUGAUAAAUAAUACAUUACGAGAGCUUUCACUGUUACUCUUUACUGUUGAUGUACUGCGCUGCCAUCUUGGAUUAUGAAGUUGUCAAGUCGGGGUUGGUGAGGAUCGUCUGAUUUUCAGAGUCAGAAAUCUGAUGAAUUCCAGAUAAAGUUCUGACUCAGAGCUCGGAAAUUCCGACUUCUGAGUACGACUGUAUCGCAGCAUUAGAUCACGUAACAUCAUUUUAAGACUCCCUGUGUUUUCUUAGAUCAAAGACAUGAGUAACUACCUGACGGUGCCGGCUGCUCCUCCAGACUCCCCGACCAUGUGCAGAGCCAGACUGGCCUCAGGUAAACACAUCCAUCUCAGCUCACCCCAAAUGCAAACACUCGACUAUUCCACUUCCACUAUUUUUACACGGCAGGAUAAAACUCACCCCGUCGCUAAUAGCACCCACAGGGAUCAGACACCGACACUGUCACAGCACAUCACUCCUGCAGCGACAGAUAUUUCCCCCCCACCUCUGAUGGAAAUAUGUCUGCACGUGACGGCCGGCAUGUAAACAAGUGUGUGGUUUUUAUUUUAGGCAAAGAUACUGAUUUCAAACCUGCUCAGCAGCAGAAAGGGAGCAAAGUCUGCCCAGGUAUGUGGCGAGUGUAGCAGGGGUUCCUUUUGAGCUGUGAUAACCCAGCAGAGCCUAACAUGCAUGGAUCAAUCAUUUUUGCUUGUUAACAUUCAUUAACUGAUCAUCACUAAUGAGGGACUCAUGAUUGCAAGAAGAAAGUCAGAUGAUUUAGAGCCGCUAACUUUUUGCUGUUUAGAGUCCAGCAUGAUAUAUUUUUGAUAUUUCAGCUUGUGUUCCCAGGUGUUACUGAAUUGAGUUUUGUUUUUAUAGCAUGUGUUGCAUUGUGAUGUACUUUGCAUAUUUAUUGUUGUGUUGUGAAAAACUGUAUUUCAAAGUGUUUUGGAGCCUCCUGUGGUUGAGUCUUCUCAGUGGUUGCAGUCUUCCCCCCGUUAUGUUCACGCACCUUGCAAGAAUGACAGAAUUUUUACAGCCAUGCUCAUGCUAACUACCUGAUAUCGCACCCUUGUCCUGCCUGUAGACCCCCAAGCCUACAGCAUGAAGCAGGGCUCCGAUGGUGUGCCGACUAUCCACGUAGACCUGGCCUCCCCUCAGUCUCCAGACUCGGUCAACCUGAUGGAUGAGUUCAGACAGGCCAGCCAGCAGCAAGAGAAGGACGAGGACCAGGGCCUGAUGAUGAAGCCUCCCUCCAGGCCCACCGGACGUAGAAAGCCCGGUGAGACAGACGCAGACAAAGACCAGCAGAAGCUGAUGAGGUGCCUGAGCGACCCCGGUCCCAGUGCAGAGGAGGACGAGGACGAGGACGAGCCCUUCCUGCCUUGAUUUGCAGGAGAUGGAGGGGGUCAGACUGACUGCAUGCCCGCCAUCAACUGGUCAGAGGGGCUGCGUCACAGCUCUGCUCAAAAUAAUCUCCGUGGUUCAGAAACCAAACAAGCCAAAACUGCUGAUGCUGUACAAACCUGAAGGAGAAAGGCGAGUGAGAGUAAAUCAAAAGAGCCAUUCGUUUAUUAUUGUCAUCGCUCUUUAUUUUUUCAGACAGGAAUGAAACAGCAGCUGCUGCUACCGGAGACGGUUCGAUAGUCUGAGACAUUCAGGAAAGAACUAUGCAUUACCAAAGGUUUGGACUGUUUUAGUGUCAGAAAAUGUCAUUUUUACUUCAGUUUUUCGAUCGUUUGUUCUUUCUCAAUGAUUGCAUCGAUGAUGGUUUUAUGUUUGUUUAUGAUUUUACCUUUUCGUGUCUCCAAAGCCUCACACGCUGAGAAAUGCUGGACUUAUUGUCCGACGUGAAAUCAAAAAGAAACCUUCAGACUAGUUUAGCACUUAUUUUAAAGCUGUACGUGAAAAUCUUUUCUUCUGUCACUUGAAAUUGCUGGAUGUUCAAUCUUUAAGAGUGUAGCUGUUUUAAGAUAUUUGGCCUUAUUUUAUGUCAGACCUUUUUCACUCGGUGCAUUUUUUUAUCAUUUUUGAAAACGUGCUUUAAGUUCAGGGGUUUAAAAAAUAUCCUCCUCCGCUGUUGCUGCGUCGACGGUUAAGAGCUGGGCGUGUUUAGUGUCUGCGUGAAAGAACCACGGUUCAUGGAGACAUGAAGAAGGGAGUAACGUGGACGGGUGUGAGUUAAGGAAACCUGGGGACGCAGCACAGAUGUAUUGAUGUCAGUGAAAAUGUUUGAUCCCCGGUUGAUUCACGUUUAUGUUUUUAAUGUUUUACCUCAACUUCAAAACUCCCUUUAAAACUCACUCUGGUCGGGGUCGAGUUGUUCUCACACAGGUUGUACUGAUUAAGUGCCCAUCCGACAGUCACUUUUAUUGUUUUAAACCUUAACCAUGAAUACUUUCUGGGUUUUUUUACAUAUCUUUUCAUUGUUUUGUUUCCUUUAAGGCCUUUAAAGAAAGUAUUUAUAUUCCACUUCACUGUCCGUCACACGAGAGACACACAGAGUGAGAGGUAGUUUGUACACUCUGGGCAUGUCAUGGCAAAAAAAAAAAAAAGUUAUUCUAUGCAGAUCAGAAAUGUAAAAUAUGUAAAAUACUGAUAGUAUCCUAUAUUUAUGAAUACCCUUUAAAACCAGAAACUUGUAAUCUUGCAAACACGCGACACAUCGAAGCGAAACACUGCAGAGGAACUCCAACACGGGCAUUACAGUCAACACUCACAGGAUGAUGGAGGUUUUAUUUUGCACAUGAAGCCGGACUGAAAAUCAUCUGCAGGCAUGAAAACGUAGUUUAGGGUUUUUCAUUCGCUGUACUGUGUAAUGUUGUACAGUGUGUAAUGAUAUUCAGUGUUUCUCUUCUUGCACUCACGGCUCCUUAAUCGAUUGGAAAACAACAGAAAAUGUCACCGCUAACGUCGUGAUGAUUUACUGAAUUGAUGGUAAACGAUCGAUACGGUUAUUUUUUGUUGUUGAAAGUGCCACCGUCUGAGAACAGAUUAUUAACACACAAGUAUUCUUGAACCCAAGCUAUUACCACUCCUCUAUAUUGUAUCUCCCUGCAGGCCAAAGAGCUCCCUCUACUAAGCGUACAUAACCAUUGAACACAGCCCGUCUCUUAAGUAGGCCGAUUGAUUCACCGUUCAUGUUUCCAAGGCCUGAGUGACCACUGAACCCUUCCUCAUCCUCUUCCACCCAGAGAUCUCACAUUACAGCCGAGAUAAACCAGCAAAGUGACCCCACAGGCUCGUUCAUCUACGACUCCUCCUCCUUUAAGCAGCUGUAAUUGUAAACUGUUGUUCUCCGGGUGUUGUAGAAGAGGUAAGAGGAUAUUGUCUAUGUGCUCACAUGCACUCAUGCAAACUUGCACCAUUUUCAAGAGUGAUAAGUCCUCUCUUUUCCUGCUCCACAGUUUUUAAAAGUCGGAUCGCAGCCGAGAGAGCUCAGAGGGUCAAACCUUUCAGCAUCUCAUUCCCCUGUCUGCUCCGAACUGAAUUUAUAGUCUGAAAUGUCAGCGUAUAUGACAUAAAGUUAGAGCUGUACUGAAAAUAUCAUCAAGGACAGGUUUAAGGUGAGGAGGCUUGUUUAAAACCAAGUAGAAAGCAGAACUUUCCCCAAUCCUGAAAAAAUCCUUGCUGAAGGGAUGUUUACAUGCUGCAAUAAAUCUAUGAUGUUCUUAAAUGGACUGUAAAUUACACCUACAGAAGCCCAGAGAGAGAGAGAGAGAGAGCGAGAGUUCUCUCCAUCUGUGAAUGCACACUAUUUCAUUUAUUCUUCCCAGAUGCUCACUGAUUCACUGAUUUGGCUUCUAUUAAACUGCAGCUUCUGUCUUUUUCCUUAACCGCCCCGCAGAGACUGAUAAGAACAUUUCAGAAAGGUUGCAGCUGCAUUUUCUGUACACUCUCCUACUUCAGCGCAUGUUACUGCGUGAAUGCAUAAACGUUAUUCUUUAUACUUAGUGCAGGCGUAUUUUUCAUGACAGAAUUGGCACAAGAGUCGACACAAAAAGCCUCCCAUUUCAAAUCAGACUUUUUUAUUUUCUCACCAGAAAAAAACAAAACAAAACACUAUUUUCAUAUUUAUUCUCUUGACACCAAACACGUCAAAUGUUUGGCACAGAAAACUUAAAUCUGAAGCCAUACAGCCUAUCGAAGAACCUGCUUUAUUGUAUAUAUAGACUGUAAUGUCAUCUGCAUACAGCAUGAUUUUUGCCUUUCUGUUUGAAUGACUCAUGACGUGAAAGUUUCGCUCUACAGCUCAGAAUUGUUUCAAGUUGUGUGUUGGACUGAAUACGUCGACACUGUUGAUGCACCAGCAUUCACUGCAGCUUUAAGUUCAAUUUUCACUGUUUUGCUUUGAUACUGAUGUGCUUUAUCUGUUAUUUUGCCUCUACGGAGAUUUCUGAGUCCCGUACUCUUCCUAUCAAGUGCUUUAUCUGCAUCAUGUGCUUUGCAUCACUUUCAUGUGCUUUACGGAGGUUUUAAGGCGUCAUUGUGGGGUUAAACCAUCUCAUGUUUACUUUAAACUGCACUCCAAAGACAUCUAUCACCAAAACUUUAAACUGGGGGAUUCAGACUCGAGUAGAGAGAGGCUGAAAUUACAGCUACAAACUGUAAUCAGAACAGUUUAAGAGCUUUACUCUCAAACUCAGUGCUCUAGAAGUUAGGUUUCAUCUAUUACAAUCAGCUACAAAUGUUUGUUUCUCUUCAUGUAAGGCCAAACUGGUGUUUUUGCAUGUUACUGGAUUUUAUUUGUGUCGCUAGUUUACAUGUUUGUGGUUGUUUCCAUUCAUUUACUCGUGCAAAAAUAUGUUUUUAGGACUUACUAAUUGAGCAGGAUUUAGGUCUGCUACAUUUCACAACAAACGUCUUUUUUUCCAAAUUUUUUCCAGCUCAAGACCGAACUAUAAUGAACAGAUAAUGUGAGGCUUAAGUGAUCCCCUUUGAACAAACUUAAUAGAUGUGAAGCAAAGUUUAAAACAAGGAGGACUUUGUCUAACACCCUUCUGCAGCUUAGUGAGCGAUCUGGUGACACAUGAGGAGAGGAUUUUGUGCUAAAACAGCAGCAGCUGCAGAAAGAUGCUCUGCUUAGACAAUGUGUAAAAGGAGUAGUGCAAUCUUUUUCCACACAUCACUCCCACUUAAAUUAAUCUAAAACUGAAAAUAAGAAGAGCCACGAUAAACUGAAGGAUCAGUUCAACAACCAGGAAAAGGUUGAAAGUGUGUCAAUAUUGUUUUAAGAUUAAAGCUCCUGUAAGGAAUUUUCACUUUGAGUCAAUUUUGGUGCCCCCCUGUGGACGAAGCAGUCUUCGCUUAACUUUUCCUCAAUAUUUAUUAUGACAAAGGAUUAAAAAUUAUCCUUAAUCUUGAGUAUUUUAUGUGGAAAAUGUGAAAACAGCUGUUUCUUCAGCUGAUUAGCUGACACCUACCCCCGCACACCAGUUUCAGGCAUCAAAAAGAAAAGAAAAGUUUCUUUAGUCUUACUGCCGAUGGUAUUGUUCAUUUUUUGAUAUCAUGAAAAGGCAUCAACAUGAAUUUCAGUCUAUAUCAUAAAUGUCAAAAAACUCCUCACAGGAGCUUUAACUGAAUGAAUAAAUGAAUUAAAAUGAAGGGUAGCUUGCAAAGCCUAAAAAAAACCCCAAAUUUUCGACACUACAGUAUACUUUAAAGAAUAUUUGUGUUUACUUGAUAAUGUGCUACAGGAGCUGAAAUCUGCAAAAACACUGGCAUGUUCCUUUACAGUAAGAUUUGACCAGCCUCACUUAUGGUCACAUCGCAGAUAAACGUAAGAUAAACACUGUUAGAUGACACAGGUAGUAACCACAGUGUAACACACGUAAAUCACAUAUCACUCCCACACUGUCAUUACUCCAACACCCGAAGGUGUUCCCCUCCCUCGUUUGCAUCUUCAUCCUCUAAUUUGCCUGAUCCUCCUCCUCUGAUCCUCCAUCCUUUUACUCCACAGUGAGCACUUUAUCAAAGCUGUACCUUUAUAUCAUACUCCUACAUUAGACAGCAAUAAGUGGCUUUAAUGCAGUGUACACACGGUGCAUGAUGAUCAGGUGAAAGGGAACAGGAAUGUACUUAAUGACGGGCCUUAUUCACAGGGAGGGGUUGGUGUUUCUGCCAUGGUUGAUGAAUAUUUAACGAUAAUUCUCUCAUCAUCAUCGUAGUCUCUUUUGUUUUUCUUCAUGUGUUUGUUGAAUUUAUGUCUCAGUCAGCUGUUUGCAAAUUUGAAUUUUGCAAUAAUUUAAUUUGUUAUUCUAUGUCUACAUAAAUGGGAUUAUAUAUGAGAUCAAAAAGUAUAUAUAUAUGUAUUAGAGAUUUGUCAUCAUCAAUAAUGUAAACCCGAAUCUGAGAGAUAACAAGUGUGCACUUUCCUCCCGAUUCAUCCUUAGCUUUCAGCAUUCCACUCCUGUAAUGACAUCCAGUAAAAAAAACUAACAACAGAGAUUAAACCACAUCAGAUAUUAUAUUCCAGAUUAAAGAUCUACUUUAUAGCAAACCUCUGAC